GACAACAAAACACGUGUUUUUAUAACAAUAACAAUAUUUUAAGAUUCUAAGAGAAAAUUUGGUCGUAAUGACUUCCCGUCUCCCUUUAGUAAUCAUUCUGGGUGCCACAGGUUCAGGAAAAACAAAAUUAUCUUUAGAAUUGGCCAAAAAAUUCUGUGGUGAAAUAAUUGGUGCCGAUUCUAUGCAAGUUUAUAAAGGUCUUGAUAUUAUUACUGCUAAAGCUACAAAAGAAGAACAGUCUGUGGCACCACAUCAUCUGAUAGAUAUUCUGGAUCCACAAGAUAUGUACACUGUGGUUCAGUAUAAGAAUAGAGCUUUAAGCGUUAUAGAUUCUUUGUUUAAUAAUAACAAGAUGCCUAUUGUAGUUGGAGGUACUAACUAUUAUAUAGAAUCUCUCUUAUGGAAAAUCCUGAUAGAUGAUGGAGAUUUUCAGAAAGUGGGAAGUCAGUUCUCAAAUAAUGAUCAUGAGUUAUCAAGUGAAGAAUUGCACAAGAAACUGAAGGUAUUAGAUCCACUAAUGGCAAAAAGACUUCAUCCAAAUAACAAAAGAAAGAUUCUAAGGUCCUUAGAAAUAUUGUAUAAGAAAGGAAAAAAGCACAGUGAACUUCUUGAGGAACAACAAAGUGCUAAGGAUAGUUCAAAAUCAGGAGGAGGUCUUCGUUUUACAAAUUCUUUAGUUUUGUGGCUCCAGUGUGAUCAGGAAGUGUUGGAUCAAAGACUGAAUGAUAGAGUAGAUGAUAUGUUGAAGCAGGGACUUUUAACAGAACUACUUGAGUUUCAUAAAGUGUACAAUCAGCAAAGACUACUAGCCAAUGACACACCUGACUACAGUAAAGGAAUUUUCCAAUCAAUUGGCUUUAAAGAAUUCCAUCCAUACCUGAUUUUGAACAAAGAAGAGCAAGAGUCAGAUGAAGGAAAGAAGAAACUGUAUGAAGGAAUUGAGCAGCUGAAAAUGGUGACAAGGAGAUAUGCUAGGAAACAGAAAAGGUGGAUUCUUAACAGGUUUCUUGGCAGAGAGGACAGAAAGAUACCACCUAUAUAUGGUUUGGAUACAUCAGAUGUUUCCAUGUGGGAAUCAAAAGUAAGCCAAAUUGCAGAGGAAAUAGUCAAUAGCUAUGUCAACAACACAACAUGCCCUCACAAGCCUUUACCAAAACAAAACCUUAACUCAGCCCCAAAUAGUGAAGACACUACAUACAAUUGUGAUGUGUGUGAAAGGGUGUUUGUGGGUGAUUUCCAAUGGACAACCCAUCUGAAGUCACAUAGGCACAGAAAGAGGUUAGAAAAGAAGAGAAAGUUGGAAAAAAUUAUGAAUCUUAAUGGUACUAGCAAUACUCCAGUAGUUAAUCAAGAAGUUUUGUGAUUAUAGAGAAGAAAUUCUGCAAUUUAGUCAUUAAAGUGUAAUAG
Molecule: messenger RNA, 1407 nt
Organism: Diabrotica balteata
Lineage: Eukaryota; Metazoa; Arthropoda; Insecta; Coleoptera; Chrysomelidae
Source: the annotation of a GenBank genome assembly